Helianthus annuus (common sunflower) is the source of this 1353-nucleotide messenger RNA. RefSeq names its product probable protein phosphatase 2C 34. The coding region runs from base 214 to 1302 and encodes 362 amino acids. The transcript has 6 exons. The record is from RefSeq and is a predicted model, not a curated record. Gene Ontology annotation, biological process: protein dephosphorylation. Gene Ontology annotation, molecular function: protein serine/threonine phosphatase activity. NCBI's taxonomy places the organism in Eukaryota, Viridiplantae, Streptophyta, Magnoliopsida, Asterales, Asteraceae.
ACCACCCCGACACCCCAUUGUUUGUAUUCCCAUACAUCACGAUUGUCUUUAUUCAGAUCUCCUCCCCCCACAUAAAUAUCUUCCAAACCACAAACUAAACUCAUAUGAUUGCAUCACUCAUUUUCACUUCUCACCUGAGCUCCGUCAUAUUCCGGUCAUCUUUCCGGCUAGCAUCUCCAUUCCUUGCUUCCAUCCUCACCCAAGGAGUGGAUAAUGGGGCGGUUUUCGUUCAUGUUAGAUGGGCUUGUGAGGACAUUUUCGACUGCGAAAAGAGGGACAAGUUCUACUAGUCAAUGUGGUGGAAAAGAAGCUGCAGAAACCAUGGCAAAAGAUGCAAGAAAGAAUGAGAUGAUCUUAAGAUCAUCCGGGACUGUCAAUGUGAAUGGAUCAAACAAUUUUGCUUCUGUUUUUUCGAAAAAAGGCGAAAAAGGAGUGAAUCAAGAUUGUUGCAUUGUGUGGGAGGAAUUCGGGUGCCAAGAAGACAUGAUGUUCUGUGGCGUUUUCGAUGGUCACGGUCCAUGGGGACAUUACGUUGCGAAGAGGGUCUGCAACUCGAUGCCAUCAGCAUUGUUAUGCAACUGGCAAGAAAUGCUAGUCCAAUGUUCACUUGAUCAAGAUGAUAAAGAGCUUGAUAGGUUCAAUCUAUGGCAUGAUUCGUUCAUAAAGACUUGUGUUGAUAUCGAUCAUGAUCUAGAGAAAUGCCACAAAAUCGACUCGGUUUACAGUGGAACCACAGCCUUAACAGCCAUUAGACAGGGUGAUCAUCUUGUGGUAGCGAACAUUGGAGAUUCUCGAGCGGUUCUAGCUACGACGACAGAAAAUGGCUGCUUGGUACCCGUACAACUUACAGUUGAUUUCAAGCCAAAUCUACCUCAGGAGGUUGAACGGAUAGUCGAGUGCAAUGGGCGCGUUUUCUGCUUAGAGGAUGAGCCUGGUGUGCACCGGGUAUGGCUACCAAACGAGGACUCGCCUGGGCUGGCCAUGUCACGAGCAUUUGGCGAUUACUGUAUAAAAAAAUUCGGUCUUAUUUCGGUUCCUCAAGUCAUACACCGAAAUAUAACCAGCAGAGACCAAUUUAUGGUUCUUGCUUCAGAUGGGGUAUGGGAUGUUAUAUCAAAUGAAGAAGCAGUGGAGAUCGUGUCAUCGACGGUAGACAAGGCCAAAUCAGCUAAACAAUUAGUGAAUUGUGCAAUCCGAGCAUGGAAACGCAAGAGAAAAGGGAUCGCAACUGAUGAUAUUUCAGCCAUUUGCGUCUUCUUUCAUAAUAAUUCUCAAAUCCACCAUGUAGAUACUCCAAAAUAAGAUUUAACGAAUCUUCAAAAAGACCGAUCUCAUGUUCGAAUUCAGCUUUCA